CUCCUCCUCCUCCUCCUCCUCCUCCCCCCACCCUUGCAGGAGGAGGGAGAGGCAGCGGUCGAACCGGCUCGACAGUCGUCUCAGCACAGCGCGGGGAGCGCCCCAUCAACCCGGGGAGACAUGCACACAGAGCCCGAGCAGAGGGGCGACAGCUCAGUCCCAGGCCGGUGCUGACAACCUCCCCAGCCCCAGGCAUUGACUGAAAUGGACGUGGAGAAAAACACUUAUCUGGAUGGUGCAAAGUGCACCUUGAAGAUCUGAAAGGACGGGACUGCGAUCCAACUGCAGGAUGGUUACCUGGCUGAAUAUGUCUCCUGUGGAUUGCUAGCAGAAUAGCAGCUAGUGUACGAACGGAAGAAACUCUCACCCCAUGAGCUUUGGAUUUAUUACUGGCAUAGAACAACACUGAGGGUUUUUGGAGCUCACCCUAGUGAGAAUCUGGUGAUGACAUCGUGUACAAUGCUUCUUUACUCAAGAUGGAGUUGCCCUGCAUCACUUUUGGGACGUGUAUCCACCAUUUGCUUAAACAUAGACUGCAGUGCUGCCCUCUGGAUAUUUAGCUUUGCCAUCAGGGUGAUGGUGUUAGAAGGCCAGAUCAAUUACCCUACUGUGAAUACGCACUAUGGGAAACUGCGGGGAAUUCGAAUUCCCUUGCCGAGUGAGAUUCUGGGGCCCGUGGAUCAGUACCUGGGAGUUCCAUACGCCGCUGCUCCUGUUGGGGAGAAACGGUUUCAACCACCGGAACCUCCCCCUUCCUGGUCUGGAAUACACAACGUUACCCACUUUGCCCCCGUCUGCCCACAGAACAUCCAUGGCGUAGUACCGGAAAUCAUGUUACCUAUCUGGUUCACGGCAAAUUUGGAUAUAGUUGCAGCUUACAUCCAGGAUCAAAAUGAAGACUGCUUGUAUCUAAACAUCUUUGUCCCCACAGAGGAUGUAAAAAGAAUAUCGAAGGAAUGCACAAGAAAACCCAACAAGAAAAUAUGUAGAAAAGGAGGAACCAACGCAAAGAAACAGGGCGAUGAUCUUGCUGAUAAUGAUGGCGAUGAAGAUGAAGAUAUUCGUGACAGCGGGCCCAAGCCAGUUAUGGUGUACAUUCAUGGAGGGUCAUACAUGGAGGGAACAGGAAAUAUGAUCGAUGGCAGCAUACUGGCAAGCUAUGGCAAUGUCAUUGUUAUCACCCUCAACUACCGUGUUGGUGUCCUGGGUUUUCUAAGCACGGGCGAUCAAGCUGCUAAAGGCAAUUAUGGACUUCUGGAUCAGAUCCAGGCCCUGCGCUGGAUUAGUGAGAACGUAGCCUUCUUUGGAGGAGAUCCCUUACGGAUUACUGUCUUUGGCUCUGGAAUCGGAGGGUCAUGCGUCAGUCUUCUCACCCUGUCUCAUCAUUCAGAAGGUCUUUUCCAAAGAGCAAUUAUUCAGAGCGGGUCAGCCUUGUCGAGCUGGGCGGUGAAUUAUCAGCCUGCAAAAUACACCAGAUUGCUGGCGGAGAAAGUGGGCUGCAACAUGCUGGAUACCCUCGACAUGGUGGACUGCCUGAGACAGAAGUCGUACAAGGAGCUAGUAGAGCAGGACAUCAAGCCAGCGCAGUACCAUGUUGCAUUCGGCCCAGUCAUUGAUGGAGAUGUAAUACCGGACGAUCCUGAGAUUCUGAUGGAGCAGGGAGAGUUCCUAAAUUAUGACAUCAUGUUGGGAGUCAACCAGGGAGAAGGUUUCAAGUUUGUGGAAUGGAUAGUGGAUCAGGAGGACGGCAUAUCUGGAAGUGACUUUGAUUUCACUGUUUCCAAGUUUGUGGAUAACCUUUAUGGCUACCCUGAGGGCAAGGAUACACUCCGUGAAACGAUCAAGUUCAUGUACACUGACUGGGCAGACCGGGACAAUCCUGAGACGCGACGGAAAACCUUAGUGGCUCUGUUUACUGACCACCAGUGGGUCGAACCUGCAGUGGUAACAGCAGAUCUACACGCUCGUUAUGGUUCUCCUACAUAUUUUUAUGCUUUCUACCACCACUGUCAGAGCGACAUGAAGCCGGCCUGGUCAGAUGCUUCUCAUGGCGAUGAGGUGCCCUACGUCUUUGGCAUCCCCAUGAUUGGACCGACUGAUCUGUUCCCUUGCAACUUUUCAAAAAAUGACGUGAUGCUUAGUGCUGUUGUCAUGACGUAUUGGACAAACUUUGCCAAAACAGGUGAUCCCAACAAGCCAGUGCCACAGGACACUAAGUUCAUCCACACAAAGGCAAACCGCUUUGAAGAAGUGGCCUGGUCCAAGUACAACCCACAGGAUCAGCUGUACCUCCACAUUGGUCUGAAGCCGCGCGUGCGGGAACACUACCGAGCUACCAAGGUGGCCUUUUGGAAGCAUUUGGUCCCUCACCUCUACAACCUGCACGAUAUGUUCCAGUACACCUCCACCACCACCAAGGUGCCUCAGCCCAACACCACUCCCAUCUCCUAUGCCACGAGACAUCCCAACAGUAAGGCUUGGCCCUUCACCACCAAGCGGCCAGGUUCCGGCUUGAGUCCAGCUUUCAACUCUAAUGAGCAGCAGAAGGAGAACUGGGAUUCGGAGCAAGAUGGCGGCUCUCUGUUGAUUGAGAAUCCCCGGGACUACUCUACUGAAUUAAGCGUCACCAUUGCCGUGGGAGCCUCACUGCUUUUCCUCAACGUUCUAGCCUUUGCUGCUCUGUACUACCGCAAGGACAAACGCCGCAAUGACCCCCACCAGCAAGCGAGCCCGCAGCGCAACACCAGCAAUGAUAUGGCGCAUACACAGGAGGAAGAGAUCAUGUCGCUGCAAGUCAACCAAACCCACCACGAGUGUGAGAAUAUCCAGGCUCCCGAGUCCGGGCGUCUUCCUUCACUGCCCGACUACACCCUGACUCUCCGCCGCUCUCCUGAUGAUAUCCCCCUCAUGACCCCCAAUACUAUCACCAUGAUCCCCAACUCCUUGGUGGGUAUGCAGUCCUUGCAUCCGUACAACACCUUUGCUGCUGGUUUUAACAGCACAGGGCUGCCUCAUUCACAUUCCACCACUCGGGUAUAGUCCUGGGCAAUAACCUUCCAGGAGGCGGGAGUGAAUGAGCCGCCGGGAGGAGAACCCUUCCACAAAGACUACUCCAGCCUGUUGGAUUUUAACAACCGUCUGAUGAAUACGGGCACUGCACCAUCCUUAACAAGAAGGCUCUCUCCCUGGGAACUUCAAAAGACAUACAUUCACGCCGGGCCUUCUUGUUUGAACAGACAACUUGACAUUUUAUAUUAAAAAAAACAAUCAAAUUAAGAAAAAGUUUCAAAAAAAUACACAAAUGAGGGAAAGUGAAAAUGCUUUUGUUACCAGUGUUGGGAAAGCAGCGGCAGACCUUUAUCUCAUUAUUCACAUGCCUUAGACACACAGGCUGCUAUGCUCCAUGCAUUUUUUAAUCACUUUUAGAGCAGCAUAGAAUACAUUCGCGCCAAGGGGAUUGAAGGAAAUGUGCACAUGCAAAAACUGAAAAAAAAGUCACCUGGAUUCUCCAUGGAGGGAAGGGGGAGUUUCCCUCGACGACUGCCAUAACUCCGGUGAAAAUCGUGGAAACACUGGAUAGUUGCAGUGAUAGAUUGGGAGAGGCUCCUGGAGAAAUCCCAGUGUGCUUUGUUCUUCAUUAAACAUUAUGCACUGCCGAGAGCAGAGGGAGAGAUCAUCUCAGCUUUGAUUAUUGUUUUGAGUUAAUUUCUUUUUGCUUGGACUCUGGGGUGGAUCUGGAUCUGGGACCAGCACCUUCCUGCAAUGAAUGCCCUGCCGUACUAUAGGCCACUCUCAAUGGCCGAGAAAUUCAAAGGGACACCUAAAUCACGAGUGCAACAAUUUUAGUUCUCUAGAGGCUGCCAGUGAAGCUGUUUGUUUACUGCCAUUGCAUUUAACCUGACAACCAGGGAAGCAUUUUGCCCACCCAUUACCCCUCCAUUUGCCCUCAUCGUAUGAUGAGCCUAAGCUCACUUAUUGGGGAAGCACUUUGUACUUUUGUGGCUUGACAAAAAUCUAACAAACUUUUUACAGAUCUGUUUAAUUUUCUUUGGGCUGCGUGGAGAAUCUUCAAGUAAAUCAAAUAAUACAGCUUUAGAUAGUGUGCACCCCUUAAUUUUUUUAUACACCGUGAAUUGUGACACGUGCCAAAUUAGAACCAGCAAAUUUUUGGUGG
This is a messenger RNA of Leucoraja erinaceus (little skate), 4174 nucleotides long. RefSeq names its product neuroligin 3a (gene nlgn3a). The coding region runs from base 445 to 3039 and encodes 864 amino acids. The record is from RefSeq and is a predicted model, not a curated record. Gene Ontology annotation, biological process: modulation of chemical synaptic transmission; presynaptic membrane assembly; synaptic vesicle endocytosis. NCBI's taxonomy places the organism in Eukaryota, Metazoa, Chordata, Chondrichthyes, Rajiformes, Rajidae. Gene Ontology annotation, molecular function: neurexin family protein binding; signaling receptor activity. The transcript is spliced from 8 exons. Gene Ontology annotation, cellular component: synapse; postsynaptic specialization membrane; cell surface.